CCCCCGCAGCCUAUCCCAGGAGGACCUCCUCCAGAAUUCCGCUCCACACGGAGGCACAACACACCCGGGGCUGAGGCUGAGAAUAGUGCAAGUUUGGCCAUCUUUUUAAAACGCCUCUUUUCCUAGCGUUAGCUCCUGGUGCUUAUUUCUAAAGGAGGAGGCGGUCCACAUCAGAUUGGCAGCUGACCCUACCCCAUCCUAACGAGAAACUCCAGGCAGGUCUUCUGAGCCUCACUGUGUGCAGUAGCAGAUUGAGCGAGGAAGAUGUCGAGCCCAGGUGUGGACGGCGACCCCAAGCCUCCAUGCUUGCCUCGCAAUGGCCUGGUGAAGCUGCCAGGCCAGCCCAACGGCCUGGGUGCAGCCAGUAUCACCAAGGGCACACCAGCUGCUAAGAACCGCCCCUGCCAGCCCCCUCCCCCACCUACCCUCCCACCACCCAGCCUGGCUUCCCCACUGCCACGGGCUGCCCUGGUUGGGGGCCUGUGCCCCCCACCGGGGCUCCCCCUUGGUGGACCAGCCUCAGCCCCUGUUCCCGGGCCCCCAGUGGAGCGGCCACCACUGGCCACAGAUGAAAAGAUCCUCAAUGGCCUCUUCUGGUACUUCUCAGCCUGUGAGAAGUGUGUGCUGGCCCAAGUGUGCAAGGCCUGGCGGCGUGUGCUCUACCAGCCCAAAUUCUGGGCAGGCCUCACACCUGUGCUGCAUGCCAAGGAGCUCUACAACGUGCUGCCUAGUGGCGAGAAGGAGUUUGUGAACCUGCAGGGCUUCGCUGCGCGUGGCUUUGAGGGUUUCUGCCUGGUUGGCGUCUCCGACCUGGACAUCUGUGAGUUCAUCGACAACUAUGCCCUCUCUAAGAAGGGUGUCAAGGCCAUGAGCCUCAAGCGCUCCACCAUCACAGAUGCCGGCCUGGAGGUGAUGCUGGAGCAGAUGCAGGGCGUCGUGCGUCUUGAGCUGUCGGGCUGUAACGACUUCACCGAGGCGGGGCUGUGGUCCAGCCUGAGCGCACGCAUCACCUCACUGAGCGUCAGCGACUGCAUCAACGUGGCCGACGACGCCAUUGCGGCCAUCUCGCAGCUGCUGCCCAACCUGGCGGAGCUGAGCUUGCAGGCCUACCACGUGACGGACACGGCGCUGGCCUACUUCACAGCACGCCAGGGCCACAGCACGCACACGCUGCGCCUGCUCUCCUGCUGGGAGAUCACCAACCAUGGCGUGGUCAACGUGGUGCACAGCCUGCCCAACCUCACGGCGCUCAGCCUCUCUGGCUGCUCCAAGGUCACCGACGACGGCGUGGAGCUCGUGGCCGAAAACCUGCGCAAGCUGCGCAGCCUUGACCUUUCGUGGUGCCCGCGCAUCACCGACAUGGCGCUGGAGUACGUGGCCUGCGACCUGCACCGCCUGGAGGAGCUGGUGCUGGACAGGUGUGUGCGCAUCACCGACACUGGCCUCAGCUACUUGUCCACCAUGUCGUCCCUCCGCAGCCUCUACCUGCGAUGGUGCUGCCAGGUGCAGGACUUCGGGCUGAAGCACCUCCUGGCCAUGAGGAGUUUGCGUCUCUUGUCUCUGGCAGGCUGCCCGCUGCUGACCACCACGGGGCUGUCGGGCCUGGUGCAGCUGCAGGAGCUGGAGGAACUGGAGCUGACCAACUGCCCCGGGGCCACCCCCGAGCUCUUCAAGUACUUCUCGCAGCACCUGCCCCGCUGUCUCGUCAUCGAGUAGCGCGGGCCUCCCCGCCCCCGGAGCACGAAGCCGCCACGCUCCGGGCGGGGACGCCUUCUCCCGGCCCUGCCCUCGGGGAGCCCUCGCGCCCCCGGCCCAGCGCCGGAGGCAGGGCGAACCCAGUGAAAGCGCCCCCCACCGCGCCCCUCCUGGCCCCGCCCGGACAAGGGGGGGGGCGGCGGGCGGGCCCAGCCCCACGCACGCACGCACACUCGGGACUCUGUGCAUGCCCCUCGUGCCCGCACUGCACGCCCGCCCUCCACCGCAACACAGCCGCCUCCAUCUUUCGUCGACACUCUUGGGGGGGAGGCAGGGGUCGGGCUCGGUCCUGGGGGCCGCUUUGAGCUCUCCUGACGGCCCCCCUUACCGCCUUCCCCGCCACACCCCGCUCUGUCUCCCCCGCUGUCCCCCCAUCUCGGGCAGGGCCCAGAGGGAUUGAGGGGAGCUGGGUCCCCCAGGACACAGGGGCCAGAAGAGCCCCAAGGGCUUCCCGCAUCUUCCACUGCACCGCGCCUGGAGCCCUCGGAGGGGUGCGAGGGGGAACAGGCCACCGCCAAAGCCAUGGCCCGCCAAGGAGCCCAAGUCCCCCUGCCCUUGCCCCACUUCGUGCCAGCCUGACCCAAGAGACCUCCCCUUUUCCUUGCCGCUGUAGGAGGCAGCCCCCUGCUCGCCCCAUCCCCACCUGCAAGCCUACAGGUCCUUGGGCCAGGCUAGGGAAGAACUGUGUUUGAGGGAGGGACAGACUGGCGGAUGAUCUUGCUAUAAUCAACGUUAACCAAGCCGGCUGUAGCUUACCUCAACCGGGGAGGGGGGGUAUACAACCACCUUGACAGACCACAAGCUGGAGCGACCCUCAGGCCCGGCAAGCCUUGCACGCAGUCCUGAUGGACCCCAACCACAGCCCCUGUAGCCAGCCAGGCCCAGCCUCCUCAGUGUCAUACUGUAUCCUGGGUGGGUCUCUGUCAGGUGGAGGCUGGACAAAUGGGCCCCAGCCAAGGCCCAGCCAGCAAGUCCAGUCUUACAAGUGGCCAACACACCCCCAGCACCCAGCGGAGGGAGGGCUCCUUUCUAGCUGCCCCCCUCCCCUUCCCAGCUUCCCAAACCUCCGCCUGCCCAGGUGGGCUCUGGCCAUGUUCUGUCCAGUCCCAAGACACAUGCGAGCCCUGGGGAGACACUGGCACAUCUUGGCAAUUGCUGAGGAGGGGGCUGGGACCCCUUCCCAUCCCAACCUUGAGCCCCAGGAAGUACGGUGCCCACACCCAAUCUUGGGACAACCCCGCCCCCCCCCCGCCAAUCUGGUUGGGAGAAAGAAACCAGUCCCGAGAGAGAGAGAGAGAGAGAGAGAGAGAGAGAGAGAGAGAGAGCGAGAGCGUGCGAGCGAGAGAUGCUGUUGAAGCAGAGAAAGAGUUCAACAGCCCAAAGAUUUCCCUGUCCUGGAGUGCCCUCGGGAGGCUCCGGGGCUGACGUGGUGAGGAGCCAGUUUCUUCAGCCCCUCCUCCGCACAGCUCCCUAGUGGGGAGGAGGCAGCUGUCCGUUUGUCCAAAGUAUUAUUGCAACUGCAACGACUGUAGGAGGAAAAAUUAAGGGGAGAGAGGAAAACAAACAAAACCAACCAACCCCGAAAAUCAUUUUCUUAUUGUACAUAACGACCUCAUUCUCCUGUAUAUGCGGAAGAUAUAACCUUAUAUUUGGUAAGUGUUUCUUGUGCUAUUUUAUCACGUGACCUGUUUAUAAAAAUAUAUAUUAAAAAAGUUGUAAAAACACGUGUCUGAGUUUGGAGGUCAUCAGACCACGGCGAGGGAAGGUGUGUGCGCGCGGCGUGCCCCAAGGCUCGGGAUUCUUGUGCACCUCUCGGCUCGUCAGACUUACUGGGUCUUUCAACACGCACAGGCCUGGGGCCACAGACAGGAAACACAGCAGUGGCCAGAAGAGAAGGUCCCUGACCUUUCAGGGCUUCUGAGGGAAGUGAAUGAUGCUGCGGUCAUCGCACAUAAUAUUAACCUCGAAACGCCCCGGCUCAGUCGGUGAAGCUUCUGACUUUGGCUCGGGUCGUGGCCUCAGGGU
Molecule: messenger RNA, 3780 nt
Organism: Enhydra lutris kenyoni (northern sea otter)
Lineage: Eukaryota; Metazoa; Chordata; Mammalia; Carnivora; Mustelidae
Product: F-box and leucine rich repeat protein 16
Exons: 6
Coding region: 265-1716 (483 amino acids)
Biological process (GO): SCF-dependent proteasomal ubiquitin-dependent protein catabolic process
Cellular component (GO): SCF ubiquitin ligase complex
Molecular function (GO): protein binding
Source: RefSeq, a predicted model, not a curated record